Angiostrongylus costaricensis is the source of this 447-nucleotide messenger RNA. Lineage: Eukaryota; Metazoa; Nematoda; Chromadorea; Rhabditida; Metastrongylidae. The record is from the annotation of a GenBank genome assembly.
AUGUAUUACCUAGAGGGCGCAUCCAUUACAUUUAUUGGUAGCGAUAAUGAUGUCUUAGUACGGAAUAUCUACCAAAGGCAAUUUUGUGGUGCAGCUACCGUCAUAUUGCCUUUUGAAAGUUCUGCAGAAGCACUGGCUGACAGCUGCGUGAGAAGCUCACUGGAAGGAGGUGGUGGAAUUUUCGAAGAAGGAGAAAGAGAGGUUGAAGUCGUCGGAGCAGGAGAGGGUGAAGUUGUCGAGGCAGAAGAGGUUGAAGUCGUCGGAACAGGAGAGGAUGAAGUUGUCGGAGCAGGAGAGGUUGAAGUCGUCGGAGAAGGAGAAUGUGAAGUUUUCGAAAAACGACGGCGUGAAGCCCUCGGCGAAGCGGAAGGCGCUUUUUUUGCAGAGGGAGGUGGAGACUUUUUUUUGGGAGUGAUUGUCUUCUUAUUCUUUAUGAGAUUUCUGUGA